Hevea brasiliensis (rubber tree) is the source of this 1681-nucleotide messenger RNA. RefSeq names its product cytokinin dehydrogenase 3-like. The record is from RefSeq and is a predicted model, not a curated record. Gene Ontology annotation, biological process: cytokinin metabolic process. Lineage: Eukaryota; Viridiplantae; Streptophyta; Magnoliopsida; Malpighiales; Euphorbiaceae. Gene Ontology annotation, molecular function: cytokinin dehydrogenase activity; FAD binding. Bases 11 to 1558 code for a protein of 515 amino acids. The transcript has 5 exons.
CUUGACAAAAAUGGCCUGCUGGAAUUCUCUGAUCCCAAGAGUUAUUUUUGUUAGCCUUUUCAUUACACUUUUCACGUCCACUCCAGGGAAAACAGAACCCUUGGCAUGUCCAUUGCCACCUGAACUCGCAGACAGGGUUCAUGUCGAUCCUGCCGCCAUAGAAUCAGCCUCUACCGAUUACGGUAACAUAGUCCAUAACAAACCAGCUGCCGUUCUUUACCCAUCAUCCGUUCAAGAUAUCUCCAGUCUAAUUGAAGCCUCCUUCACUUGUUCAACACCGUUUGGAAUAUCCUCUAGGGGCAAUGGCCAUAGUACCCAUGGACAGGACAUGGCUAACAAUGGGGUGGUGGUGGACAUGAAGGGUUUAAGGGAACAGAAGAAAAGAGAUAGGAUUUUUAUCUCUAAACGCCCUUUGUUUGCUGAUGUUGGAGGUGAGCAGCUAUGGAUUGAUGUGCUAAAUGCAACAGUGAAAGAAGGGCUUGCACCUGUUUCAUGGACUGACUUUUUGGAACUAAGCGUUGGUGGGACUCUUUCUAAUGCUGGAAUCAGUGGGCAAACGUUUCGUUUUGGUCCUCAGAUUAGCAACGUUUAUGAACUGGAUGUUGUCACUGGAAAAGGAGAGCUCGUGACCUGCUCCGCAAAUAACAACUCUGAGCUGUUCUAUGGGGUCUUGGGCGGCUUAGGCCAGUUUGGGAUUAUAACCAGAGCAAGGAUUGCCCUAGGCCUUGCUUUCAAAAGGGUUCUGUGGGCCCAAAUACUUUACAGUAAUUUCUCAGCUUUUACCAUAGACCAAGAACAUUUUAUUGCAACUCAUGGAAGGAGACCAGGCAAUGAUAUAAGUUACUUGGAAGGUGGACUUGUAUUGGACAAUGGUACUCCUAAUACUUGGAGAACAUUCUUUUUCCCAGCGGCAGAUCUCCCCAAAAUUUCAUCCCUAGUAAAACAACAUGGCAUCAUCUACAGUCUAGAAAUAGCCCGCAGCUAUGAGGAUCUCACCGAGAAAACUGUAGAGAAGGAGAUGAAACAGUUUAUCAAAGGGCUUAGCUCCGUGCCUGAAUAUAUUUACCAAAAAAAUGUCUCCUUUGAAGAAUUCUUAACCAGAGUCCAAAUCCAAGUGCAGAAAAAUGAAAGCCAUCCAUGGCUAAAUCUCUUCAUUCCAAAAUCAGUGAUUUCAGACUUCGAUUCAGGUGUUUUCAGGGACAUUGUUCUUAAACGAAACAUUACCACAGGACCUGUCCUUUUCUACCCCAUGUUCCGAAACAAAUGGGAUGAUAGGAUGUCCGCAGCCAUACCAGAUGAAGAUAUUUUCUACACUGCAGGCCUUCUAUAUACAAGUGGGAUUAACGAUUGGCAGGUCUAUGAGGAUCAAAACAAAGCAAUAUUAGAAUUCUGUGAUAAAGCUGGUAUCAACGUUAAGCAGUAUCUUCCCAAUCAUGCGACUAAAAAUGAGUGGAUUAAACAUUUUGGCUCGAAAUGGACAGAUUUUGAGCAGAGGAAAGCUUUGUUUGAUCCGAAAAUGAUAUUGUCACCUGGACAGAGAAUUUUCAACAAUAACUAAUUAGCUCUUUUGUAAAUCUCUCUUUCAUAGAUAUUACUUAUGGACAAAAUAAAUGCUGGUUUCUUUUUUGUUUUCUGCUUUGCUCCAGGCAAAAGAUUGGAAAUGAAACUAAGCAAAUCUGCA